AUUUUUGUUUUUUUAAAUCGAUUAAAAAACAUAACAAUAACAUAUUCAUUGUAAAAUUUCAUUAGUGGAAUUUUGAGAAAGAUAGAAUGUACAUAUAUUAUAUUCUUAUCUCAUAAUAAAAAAAUAACUAUUUUCAAUAGAUUCUCAGCUUAAAUAAAGCAUUUUAGAAUAAUUUGAAAAACGACGGAGGAAACUCAAACUACUAUUGCAUUAUUGAACAUGCCGUUAAGCUAUAAUUCUGGGGCGGAGCCAUAUUAGAAGAAGCGAUUUUACAGAACACAAUUUCGUUGGAAAAUUAUAUAUAUACUAAAAUAGAAGUGUCAAAUAUUUAUAAAACAUUUCAAAAAUAAAAAUAAUCCUGUUUAAAUUUAAAUGGAAGAAAGUACUAAUAGUAUUUUAUUUUGCAUGAAGGGAGUAAUAAAUAUAUUCACAUUCAUUAUUAAAGUUGUAGUUCUAUAACGUCCCCCCACCCAAUCCCUUUAUUUCUUACCUAUCUUUCUUCUCAGCUUCCAUAUAUAUACAAUAUAAAAAAUGGUCAAAUUAUUCUCCUAGGUACAGAAAAAGAGUUUGAUAGACUUUUGCAAAAAUCAUAAAUUCAGGUACUCACAUACUAAUAUUUCUGUCUCUGUCUUCUUUAUAAAUAUUUGCUUUUGUUCUUUCUUCUGUUAAUUAGUGGUCUUUAAUGGCCUAAGUACAGAAAAAGAGUUUAUUAGACUUUUGCAAAAAUCAUAAAUUCAGGUACUCACAUACUAAUAUUUCUGUCUCUGUCUUCUUUAUAAAUAUUUGCUUUUGUUCUUUCUUCUGUUAAUUAGUGGUCUUUAAUGGAGUUUUUGUUGUUGUUGUAAAGAUUUGUGCUUUUGCUUAAAGAAUGGAUUUUUAUGUGUUUAUGAUUCUUGAUUAGCUGAAUUUACCUUCUUUUAUUGUUUAUAAUUAAUCAUCUGAUGUAUAUAAUAUAUGAACAUUAGCAUAGUUGGGUGAGUUAUAAGAUUCUUUUUACUUUCCUUUUAUAAAAAACUCUUUAUUUUUUUUUGGGUAUUCAGAUUUCUGUUUGGGGGUUACAUUAAUAUUGAUGGUUUAGAUCUGGGUAAAUAUGUUAAUUUUUUUUUGGAUUUUCGCUGGAAAUAAUUUGUACCUAUUUUAUAUUUUUGGGAGAUUAUCUUGGUUUUUUCUUUCAUGUGCAAAUAUCUAUGGUUUUUUUUAUGACCAAUGUAAAAAAGGCAAAGCGCAUUGGUCAUAUAUGGGAUAAAGAAACACAAUAUAAAAUUAUAGUUAAUACCAUGAUUGUAUUUCUCCCUACAUUAUAAAUUUUAUUAUUCUCUAUUUUUCAGCCUAAAAGUGGCCCAAAUAGGUUUGUUGAAAUUCCAAUGAGAAAAAAUAGGUUUUUGUUACAUUUAUAACUUCACAUAAAUCUUUUGUUUCAAUUAGGUUGUAGCGGCAUUUGGGAAUGGCGAACAGCAAGUAUGAAUACGUGAAAUGUUUUGAGGUGGAAGACGAAGUAAUGUACCCAAAUAUCAUUGUUGUUCAAAUUGAUGGCCGCGGCUUUGGCAGUUUCUCGGAGAAGCAUGGAUUUGAGAAGCCGAAUGAUGACAAAGCCUUGAACUUGAUGAAUGCUUGUGCUAUUAAGGUAUUAGAGAACUUCUCUGAUGUUAUAUUUGCGUAUGGAUUUACUGAUGAGUACAGUUUCGUUUUGAAGAAGGAAACCACAUUUUACCAGAGGCGAGCAAGCAAAAUACUAUCCAUUAUUGUGUCUUUCUUCUCAUCUACAUAUGUAACCAAAUGGAAAGAGUUCUUUUCUCAAAAAGAGUUAAGUGUGCCUCCAUCAUUCCAUUCACGUGUUAUCAGCUGUGCAUCAAUGGAGGUUCUUCAGGCAUAUCUUCUAUGGAGACAAACAGAAUGUCAUAUAAGCAAUCAAUACAAUACUUGUUUGUGGAAGCUGGUGUUUUCUGGAAAGUCAGAAAAGGAGGCGAAAGAGAUUCUUAAGGGAAGACAAAAGCAGGAGCAAAAUGAAUUACUCUUUCAGCAGUUUGGUAUCAACUACAAGGACCUUCCGCAGAUUUUUCGUCAAGGGUCUUGUGCCAUCAAGAUAAAGGUGGACGAUAUUGUGAAAUACCGUGAAGAUGGCACUCCUGUUAAAAGACCAAGGAAGAAAGCAAUCAUAGUUCACUCAGAAAAUGUUGCAACAAAAAGGUUCUGGAAUAACUACACAUGCCUUACCGAGGAACUUGGCUCGCUCGCUGAAGGGAUUAACAAGAUUAAACCCGAGUAUUUGAGAUCUUUCCAAUUUGAAAGCAGGUUGAUGUUAUCUACUUGGAUUGUAGUCCGGGUAGAUGGUUGUCAUUUCCACAGGUUUUGUGAAGAUAAUGGCUUUCAGAAGCCAAAUGAUGAACAUGCACUGAAACUUAUGAACUCUUGUGCGGUUUCUUUGCUGAAGAUGUUUAAGGAUAUUAUCUUUGCAUAUGGGAUGAGUGAUGAAUACAGCUUUGUUUUGAAGAAAGAUUCUGUAUUGUAUCAGAGGUGGUCAAGUGAAAUCGUCUCAGCUGUUGUAUCUCUUUUCUCUUCCAUGUAUGUGAUGAAGUGGAAAGAGUUUUUUCCUGAGAAAGAGUUUAAAGAACCACCUUAUUUUGAUGGACGAUCUGUUUGCUAUCCAUCAUCUGAGAUUCUUCGAGAUUACUUGGCUUGGAGACAAGUUGAUUGUGAGUACUCCCUAUCUUAUUUGUUAUAUAAGAAUUUCAAGCAAAUUAAUCUGGUUAUAUGAAGAAAUUUGGGUUUUAUGACCUA
This is a messenger RNA of Solanum tuberosum (potato), 2778 nucleotides long. RefSeq names its product tRNA(His) guanylyltransferase 1-like. Bases 1445 to 2755 code for a protein of 436 amino acids. Gene Ontology annotation, molecular function: tRNA guanylyltransferase activity; magnesium ion binding. Gene Ontology annotation, biological process: tRNA modification. Lineage: Eukaryota; Viridiplantae; Streptophyta; Magnoliopsida; Solanales; Solanaceae. The transcript has 10 exons. The record is from RefSeq and is a predicted model, not a curated record.